Molecule: messenger RNA, 1023 nt
Organism: Helianthus annuus (common sunflower)
Lineage: Eukaryota; Viridiplantae; Streptophyta; Magnoliopsida; Asterales; Asteraceae
Product: F-box/LRR-repeat protein At3g48880
Exons: 2
Coding region: 7-921 (304 amino acids)
Molecular function (GO): protein binding
Source: RefSeq, a predicted model, not a curated record
AGCGCCAUGGAAGAUGAGGCUAUUAUAAGGAAGUGGGAGGACCUAGAUAUCGACGUGCUGGUCAAAAUCUAUCAGAAAAUCGACAUUUUUGAUUUGACAUCUGGUGUGGCCGACAUAUGCAAAACAUGGCAUCAUGCUGCACGCGAUCCAAUGUUGUGGCGCACACUUGAUUUGUCAGUGUUGUCUUCCAACUACAUAAGAACUCCGUUAGAGCCUUAUGUUUAUGUGGAUGGACCGUCUGACGAACAACUCACAAAAAUUCUCAAGAUUUCACUGAAUCUUAGCCGCGGAAGCAUCAAAACUUUGAUUUUUAAUAUCAAUCUGUAUGUCCAUGAUGAGCAGUUGACCUACACUGCUGAAAGGUGCCCGAAUCUCAAGCGUCUGGUGUUACCUGCAUGGAACCGAAUCAAGAAAACCGGGAUAUGCAAGGCUAUCAAAAUGUGGAAGGAUCUAGAGUCGCUUACAAUGCCAAGCAUAGAAACUCCACUAUAUUUCAUGGAAAAAGUUUCAAAAAACUGCAAGAAUUUCUCGGAACUUAAAAUCAUGGGCCCAUGUGACAUCUUUUUGGUGAAUACCCUCAUUCGUUGUGUCCCCAACCUCAAAGUUCUAAGUCUUCGUUGUUCAGUCGUUUACUUGGACGCGCUUAUACUUAUCCUAGACGGCCUAAAGAACCUUAAUGUGCUUAACAUAUCUCAUUGUGUCAUUGUGGAUGCCCCACCACCGGAUGCUACUAUAAAAGUGGUUACGAAGCUCGAUGAUUCAGUUUUGAAAAAGGGUUCGCGGUUAAGUGAGUUCUUGACAUGCAUGGAUGAUGAAUGCAUCAUGUGCCAGAGGACAAGGGCUGAUGAAGGGCUUCUGAGGUGGUACAGGUAUGAAGAAGGACUGUGGAAACAGGAUGAGGUGAAGUCUCUUGCAGUUUGAGAUGUUGAAUCCAGAACUUAAGCUGUUGUUUCUUUUGUUUUUUUAGUUUUUAUAUAUGUGGAUAUUAAGAGAGAAUAAAUCUAUGUUAUAGAUAGCUCAUAU